CCACCACAUGAUUACGUAUAUUCUAAAGUCUAAAAUGUGUUUAGGGACUUGUGGAAUUUAGGAAAACAAAGAUCCUAAACAAGCAGUCGACGCUUGCAAUUAUAAAAAGGUUCCUUAUAAAAAUGGCAAUCGGACACGGACAUUACAAAUUUUUUUGUGGAAGGACACUAUUUAAUUCUCUAGGAACUAGGUACCUUGUCGCUUUGCAUUACAGCUCAACAGCAGUAGGCACAAAUAAUGUCAAAUCCAGUACUUCAAAAAUUAAAGAACGCUUGGAAAAUGGACCCGAUUUCUCAGAUUUUGUACAGGGAAAGGUUUCUAGUGAUGAAAACUGGAAAGAUUAUGCUGGAAAACUUGUGAGGGAAAAAGGUGACAAACGUCUGAGACUACCACCUUGGCUGAAGACAGAAAUUCCAGUUGGCAAAAACUUCACCAAAUUGAAAGAGAAUUUGAGGGGACUUAAUUUACACACAGUGUGUGAAGAAGCAAGGUGCCCAAAUAUUGGGGAAUGUUGGGGAGGGGGACCAGAUGCAACAGCUACUGCCACAAUCAUGCUCAUGGGUGAUACAUGUACACGUGGUUGCAGAUUUUGCUCAGUAAAAACUUCCAAAGCACCACCUCCUCUCGAUCCAAAUGAACCAGUUAAUACAGCAAUAGCCAUUGCAGCUUGGGGACUUGAUUAUGUUGUAUUGACAUCUGUAGAUAGGGAUGACUUGCCUGAUCAAGGAUCUAACCAUUUGUCCCAAACUGUUAGUGAAUUAAAACAGAGAAAGCCAGAGCUGUUGGUCGAAUGUCUGACACCCGAUUUCCGUGGUGACCGUGAUUGUGUUGAACGUAUAGUGCGAUCUGGAUUGGAUGUUUUCGCACACAACAUUGAGACGGUGGAAGAAUUAACUUGGUUGGUUAGAGAUCCAAGAGCUAAAUAUCAACAGUCUAUGGAUGUUUUGCGUUAUGCAAAAAAAGUGCGACCCGAUGUGGUGACUAAAAGUUCGAUAAUGCUAGGUUUAGGAGAAACCGAUGACCAAGUUCGGAAAACUUUAGAAGAUUUACGUGCUGCGAAUGUAGAUUGCGUAACUCUAGGGCAGUACAUGCAACCGACAAAGCGUCACUUAAAGGUGACUGAGUACGUGACACCGGAGAAAUUCGCGCUAUGGGAAAGCGUUGGAAAGGAACUCGGCUUUCUAUACACUGCUAGCGGUCCUUUGGUGCGAAGUUCAUAUAAAGCUGGAGAAUUUUUCAUUAAAAAUAUUAUACAAAACGCCAAGAAAAGUAGAGUUUAACUAUAUACAUUUGGAAUAAAUGUCUGUAAAUUUAA
Messenger RNA from Daphnia pulicaria, 1315 nucleotides. RefSeq names its product lipoyl synthase, mitochondrial-like. NCBI's taxonomy places the organism in Eukaryota, Metazoa, Arthropoda, Branchiopoda, Diplostraca, Daphniidae. Gene Ontology annotation, molecular function: lipoate synthase activity; 4 iron, 4 sulfur cluster binding. The record is from RefSeq and is a predicted model, not a curated record. The transcript has 7 exons. The coding region runs from base 123 to 1280 and encodes 385 amino acids. Gene Ontology annotation, biological process: lipoate biosynthetic process. Gene Ontology annotation, cellular component: mitochondrion.